ACCGAAAAUGGAUCGAAAAUAGAAUUGCCAACGAACAUAUCAAUUAUUUUGAGUUUGAUGAAUUUGAAAAAUGUGAUAAAAUUGGUUCUAGUGCAUUUGCCACAGUAUACAGGCUCAAACUUAUGCGUAAAGUGGAUAUUUAUCCAAAUAUUAUCCAUUUCUUUGAUAAAAUCGAUACAAAGAGUACCGGAUACACAUUCGUUCUUGAAUACGCGAACGGUGGAACAUUGAGAAACUUUUUGGAAGAAAAUGCAAAUAACCUUGACUGGAAUAUAAAAAAUCGGCUUGCAAUAGAACUUGUAGACUCU
Molecule: messenger RNA, 308 nt
Organism: Racocetra persica
Lineage: Eukaryota; Fungi; Glomeromycota; Glomeromycetes; Diversisporales; Gigasporaceae
Source: the annotation of a GenBank genome assembly